CGGAGGAAUAUGUUGUUAAAAAUAACCACACGUAAAGUUGAGCUCGGCGUAAGGAUAAGAGGGCCUCGCCACAACAACACGACAUAUUUGUCUCGGAGGGGCUGAGAAGGCUGGACUUGAGAAUUCCAAAUGGAUGACAUUGAUCGCGAAUCCUUCUCCGUCUUGAGCCAAGACUCGGACGCCGAGACGGACAUCCAGGAAGGGGACUGGACGCCAGACUUCCAGAAAAACCAGAAGAGAUUGAGCCUCAUCAGGAGGAUACGGAAACAUUGUGGAAAGGAUGACGGCAUCACCAAGCCUCUCAAUGUUGUAGUUAUAGGGCCUGCUGGAGUUGGCAAGUCGGCGUUCAUCAACACCGUCGGAGCAGCGUUUGAUGGUGUCUGCUGGCGGGAACACAGCUACUCAGGGUCCCACGACAAAGCAGGAGAUCAGAUCACGGUAUUCACUACAAGCUAUGAAAAGUGCUGCAAUGCCCAAAAGUACCCGGAUGAUCUGUUGCCAACACUCAUCGAUGUCGCUGGAUUCCACGACGAGGCGAGUGAUAAGUUUGUGGAACUACUUCGCAUUGUGUUCUACGGUCGACUUCCGGUGGGCGAAUCACUAGCGGAAGCGGAGAGGUACUACAACGACUGUGGAUUGGAGGGACUCCGGUCAAAAUACAACCAAAACAAUGAGAAGCUGAAGGUUGACCGGGUCAUCUUCCUGUCCUCAGCCACCCAGGACUUCCCAGAGAACCUCAUCUCGUGUGUGAUUCAGGCAGCCAGACCGUCGGGCAUCUAUGACAAGAAAAGAACAAUUCCUUUGUUCGGCGUCAUGACGAAAUAUGACAAGGUGAUCCCACAGGAAGAGUUUAAAAAACUGGAGGGAAAAUCUGCCAAUAUUGACGUCAUCGGGCACGAAGACUAUGCCGAGCGAGAGAGUAAGUUCAUCAAGGCAUUGGGUCUUGGGGGAUCCAAACACCGGUUCCUCCGCUGCUCUAACUACUGCGAUGACACAGACAAAGACAACACGCGCAUAGAGACCGUCAUCCCUGACCUUGACCUUCCCGUGCUGAAAUUCUUCACCCAGGUCAGUGACCCAGUGAUGCAAGUGCUGAACAAGGGUGAGACCUACUCUCAAGGAAUCGCACCUGAAACAAUUCCAGUACAGGAAGCUGCGACCCCGACGCAAACGCCCGCACAGAAAGGCGGGACUGAAGUCAAAGGGAGCAAAAUGGGCAUCGUUGAAAAUUUUGGAGAGACUGGUGUUUCGGUUCUGUUGAUAACAAUCGAGGCGAUCUUUGUGGCGUUUUUCCUGUCCCUCCUUUUGAAGCCGCAGGUGGACGUCAACAAGGUGAAGGUCGCUUGUCAGUUUAUGUCUGACCGGAAGACACCCCACGCCCAGGCCGGGAUGACCGACAUAUGCAAGGCCGUGAGCGACUCGGAUGUCUGGGCUGGUUUCACGUUCUAUCUUGCACUUUUGAUACUGAUUGUCAUAAGAGUAGCGUCGACGCUUUUCACCAUAAAUAUCUUUAGACGAAACUGAUAGCUUGGGAUUCUUUCACGUCACGGACAUGGCUCAAUGUAUUAAAUAACAUAAACGUCAUAAUCAAAUUUAACGUCUUUCAUUAUACAUUGGUAUUUCUGGAAGAGUGAGUGAAUGUGUAUGGUUUUAAGCCGCAUUAGCAACAGGAACGCUGUAGCACCAUGGGGCAAACCUGAAAUUGAUGUCCCACGUAGGAAAUUGAACUCAGACCAGCGAGCGAACGCUAAACCCAUAAGGCUACGCCGUAUACUAGUAUACGAGUGUAUACCAGAACAAUGGUUAGGAUGUCACAAGUAAAUACAAUGUGGCUUUUCUUCAGCAAAGAAGAAAUAGAAUGACACCAAGAAAUAUCCGCGACCGAUUCAAACGGUGGAUGGCGGCAUCUUCCGUGGAUCAGUGUGGAUCAUAAGGACAUCAAUAUGUAGACAACCAGCUUUUAAAAUUACUUCUGGUCAUUGGGGUAGCCUGGUGGUUAAAGCGUUCGCCCGUCACGCCGAGGACCCGGGUUCGAUUGCCCACAUGGGUACAAUGUUUGAAGCCCAUUUCUGGUGUCCCCCGACGUGAUAUUGCUGGAAUAUUGCUACAAGCGGCGUACAAUUAAACUCACUCACUCACUGCUUUCAAUCCAUGUUGAGUAUUGUGUUACAGCCUGAACUUAAAGCAUUCAGUAUAAGUAUUGUUUUUUGGUAUGCUGUAGACCUCUAUUGUAUUUUUACUAUACUUCCGUUAUUAUUUUAUGACACUUCUACAUGACAUGAUUGUAUUAUUUCUGGUUUACUCCCACUGUGCCAACUUUUGCAAAUGGGCAGUGUUAAAACAAGAGGGAUUAGGGUAUAGUCUGUAUCAGGAUAGUGGGCACUGGAUAUAUAGUAUAGCCUACUUAACUCUUCAGUCAUAAACUACAUGCUAAAAGACUUACUUAAUUUAUAAACUCGUAUGUAACUGGCAUUAACAUAAAGACGUAAGUGUAAUGAGUUUGAAAUAAUAAUUUAUUAACAUACAAGUGAUAAGCAUCUUAUGAAACAUUGGUAUGAGUAACAUCAAUAACAUCACCAACUUAUAUGUCCCAUCACAAUACAGGGUGUCUGCAGCAGCUUGAUGGCGGAGGUUGUCUGGUGUGGAAAAUAGCAUGAAGUUCUUGUCAGGUGCUGAAUGCAGGAAGUUAAUUAGCCAUGAUGAUGAAAGAUGAAGUGGGGGGUUCGUUUUAUCAUAUAAAUACAUGACUGGGACAUUAAUUAGUGUUCACCAAUUUGUUCUGAAUGUGCUCACCAAUGUUUUCAGACUUGUGGUCAUGGUGUCACCAGACUUGAAACAGACUAUAACUAAUUCCGCUGUUGUUCUACGGGUGACUGCAUUUUGUUGUUUUAAGAUAAGUGGGCACAGUGGGUGUACACCUUAUUUCUUCAGUUUAUAUUGUCCAGUUCACACCUACUAUAUAUACGUGCGCAAUAAAUUAUGUGAACAGUGAACCCUCACUAAUCUAGACAAGUCAUUCCCAAGUGAAAUCUCCCAGAGAUAUGAAAGGCCGGAGUAACUUGUGUAAUAUAGUUUGUAUGCAGGCGUUUUUAACAGCAAUCGCUCUGAAUGUGUCCAGAAUAAUGAGGUUGUUAACUGUAAAGGCUUCGUGUACAGCAAUCGAUAUUAUCAUGUGUCAUUAAAUCUUCAGUAGUCUGAAUAAAGAACAGUGAAUGCA
This is a messenger RNA of Haliotis rubra (blacklip abalone), 3217 nucleotides long. RefSeq lists its product as uncharacterized. The transcript is spliced from 5 exons. NCBI's taxonomy places the organism in Eukaryota, Metazoa, Mollusca, Gastropoda, Lepetellida, Haliotidae. Bases 130 to 1524 code for a protein of 464 amino acids. The record is from RefSeq and is a predicted model, not a curated record.